Coprinopsis cinerea okayama7#130 is the source of this 915-nucleotide messenger RNA. RefSeq lists its product as hypothetical. The record is from RefSeq and is a predicted model, not a curated record. Bases 1 to 915 code for a protein of 304 amino acids. The transcript has a single exon. Lineage: Eukaryota; Fungi; Basidiomycota; Agaricomycetes; Agaricales; Psathyrellaceae.
AUGUUUGAGAAUGCCCACAAUGUCGACAUUCACGGCGGGACAUUUACCAUGAACUUCGGUGAUGGCCAAAGGUCAGUCACCAAGGUAAAUCCUGACGGGAAGGUAUCGACCACACUUUAUACACGACAACAUUGGACAACUGGGGCAUCGCAGUCGUGCACGCCAGCAGGCCCUAGCCUUUACGACUCGUACGACCCCUGCAGUGGAGCCUACCAGCAAGCGCCACCCUGGACUAGCCCUGCAAACGCUUUCUCUGCCCAAGCGCCAACGAACGACGUCAGGAUUUAUGGAGACGGAUCUAACGGUAGACGCAGUGGAGUCGACGAGAAGACCAUAAAGAGCAAGAACCCUUUUCAGCGAUACAGCGACGUAGACUCCAGCCGCCCCAGGUCCCCGCCGCCUACAUUCGAAGAAGCCUUCGGCGAUGACGAGCCUGAGUCUCCCGUCGACCAGCAAGGAGCGUCUAGCAACGAUGCAGCAGGGCACAAUCAAGACUUCACCAAGUCACGUUUUACGUUCGAAGAUGCCUACGGUCCGGGAGUUUCUGACAGUGAGGUCCCUCUCCACCAACAAUGGUCAUCUUCAAGUUCAACGGCCCCGUCGGUGCCAACGGAUCGCUGGGAAAACACAGGCACCAACUUCCCCCCAGACCGUGCUGGUUGGGAGGGACCAUCGAGAACAUCGGUCAAGGUCCUUGGAUCCAAUGGGAGGCUACUAUACUCGGGAAGUGUCCCACCUGGGAGCGAGUUUGACCCGCUGACAGUCCAAGGCGGCAACUGGACUAGUGAGGAGAGACGUCAUUUUUCUCAAAUUAUGCAUAAUGCGCGGGAGGUUACCCAGAGGGCUAAUGAAGUAAGCGAGAUGGCUAUUGCAGUAAGUGAGAGGGCAAUGGCAAUACAUGGGCAUUGGCAUUGA